This is a messenger RNA of Neocloeon triangulifer, 3846 nucleotides long. RefSeq names its product protein unc-13 homolog 4B (gene stac). NCBI's taxonomy places the organism in Eukaryota, Metazoa, Arthropoda, Insecta, Ephemeroptera, Baetidae. The record is from RefSeq and is a predicted model, not a curated record. The coding region runs from base 111 to 3626 and encodes 1171 amino acids. The transcript has 21 exons.
GCUCGCAUUGAACACGCUUUUCGACUCUCAAACCAGUGUAAGACACCCGCGAGCCCAGUCCGCGUUGGCCAAUAUAGUGAAUACCAAAGGAGAAGAAGAAGCUUUUAAAAAUGAACUCCUUGUCAGCAAACAUGGACUGGGUGAAGAGGAAUUUGAAGCGACCGUUGAUGCCUUUGAAGCUGAAAUUGUACGAGAGCACAAUAUUGAGGAAGCACCCAAGUUUUGAGGAUGGAGAUGCAAAUUCACUCUCCAAAAUCACCUCGGCAGAGGUUCGGCAAAGCGAUGGCGAAUUCUUUGAAAAGUUUGGCAGCGCUUUGCGCGACCGAGCAUCGCAGGCCUCAGAACAUAUUGAGUGCGUCCGCGUGCCCUCAGUGGCCGCCGUGUGCGGCCAGGAGGAACAAGUUCAUGAGGCCGCUGCUGAAGACUCUGAGGAGGAGCACAUUAUAGAGGAGGAUGAGAUAUUCAGUGAUGUUAUUGGAAGCAACGUGGAACAACUUUACGCCGAGGUGCUUUACGAAACAGUGCAUGGACUUGGACUUGGUGCCACAGAAAAUCAAGACGAAGUUUUGGAGUUCUUGAAGACGGCUUUUAAAUUUGAUGAGGAAAAACAUGGAUUGUUGUUAGAGGAAGCCAGAGCAAAAGAGGCGCCAGACAUUUUACUCAACGUGGAGGUUAUAGAGGCGCAAGAACUCAGGGCCAAGGACUGCAAUGGCCUCAGCGACCCCUUCUGCACUCUGUAUAUUUCAAAUCAACCGACGCAGCGGUACAACACCUCCGUCAAAUCGCAAACACUGAAACCAACAUGGGAGGAGCACUUUUCACUGCCUGUUGAUGAUCCUAACAAUGAUGUCCUCGUAAUUGAAGUUUGGGAUUUUGAUCCAGCUGAAACUGUUAGAGAAAAACUUGGCAAAAUUAGUGACGUGAAAGGCGUCAAAGGUUUAAAGAAGCUUAUAAAGGAAGUUGCAAUCACAGCCUCAACUGGAAAACAUGAUAAUGAGCUUGUUGGAAUUGUCGAAAUUCCCCUAAAAGAAAUUCAUGCUAGCGGAAUGAAAGCGUGGCGAUACUUGAACAAAAAGGGCAAGUCGAAGCACCAGGGCCAAGUGCACGUCGGGCUUUCGCUGGGUGCGCUGAAAAAUGUUCAAGUCGCCACCCAGGAACACAGGCAGCUGUUGAAAAUCCUGCUCAAACACGACAUUGAAGUCACCAAGCCCCUUCCCUACAAAUGGAGCGGCCAGUUUCUCGAUCUAGCCGCCAGCAUCCUGAACCAGCACAGAGUCCACACUGGCAUCGAUGAAAAUCAUGUGCAGCUGGCACGGUGGGCUGAAUUUUGCUCUCACCACACCGAGCACGCUUUGAACUUCCAGCUUUUGGGGCGAACGCUUGAAAAGCUCUGUAGGCCUAUCAGGGAUGGAGCUCUGAAUGACGAAGAAGCUAAAGUAUUUUGGGAAGCUGCUAAAAAGUUGAUGCCUGCCUGCUUGACGUGCAUCAGGAAAUUGAGAAGGUUGAUGCCUGAAGACAAGGCCACGCUAACCCAGCUGGAGGCGCUUUUGAGCGUUUUGUCCCAAUUAACAACCUUGACACCACCGGCUGGAUUUGAAUUGUUCCCGUCCACACUCUAUGCCUGGCUGAGCCCUUCAGACGGACCCAAUUGUGACAUUAGAAAGAGUAUUCAAGACGCAGUCAGACAAGGAGCAAAAGAAUGGUAUGGACACAUUGUGGAAACAAACAACGAUGAGGAUAAAAAAUCUGAUGACCAAGAUAUUCAACUCUCGUAUUACAUCAAAAUUCUCACAUGUCUUUACUCUGAUAUUCUGCGGGCCAUCGAGCACCAUGAUAAAAUUUACUCGGAUGUGGUCCAGUUUGAGUACUCGAGGACAGUUUAUGAGAUCUAUGAUGACCGUGUGUACGAACUUGUGCAGCCGGUUGUGCAAGAUACAUGCAUGAGUUUGAAGCCUCUGAAGUUCAAUGAAGACCCUGCACAAGGAAUCUACGACAAUGACUCCAUUACCAUGGGCACUUCGCUCUUUGAAUUAUACAUUGGUCUGCAAAGAUUUGUAGUGUUGGGGCAAGGCCUAUAUCCGAACAAGGAGUUUAAAUGUACCAAAUUUCACACUUGGUUCCACAAAGGAGUGGCGCAGUGGCUGGACAUCGCUUUGUACAAGGCACUGAAAAGAAUUGAAAAGGCCGUUGAGCUUGGCAAUUUGCAGCCUCUUGAUUCAAACGUCAAGUUCAGCUCUUCAGCAGUUGACACUCUAUCAAUUUAUUACCAAAUCAAAGUAUUUUGGAAGCAGCUAAAUUGGCCCGAUGUUGAAAGUUCCUACACUUUUGUGACUAAGAUAAUUGAUGAUAUUUGCCGUUGCUCUGUUUUCUACGCUGAUAAAAUGAGUCACCGAGUGAGCGGGCUUGGAGAAUCAGAAAACGCAUUUAGCAAGAAAUUUGAGGUCACGACAGAGUGGUGCACAGCAAUAAACAACAUUGAAUACAUUCGUCAGGCAAUACAACCUUUUGUUUUGGAGCUUGGACUUGAGAAAAUUUUAGACUCCAUGGCUGAAUUCCACUCAGAAGCAGAAGCAAAUCAAUGCAGGAAAACUCUUCAGCUGGUCAUCGACAACACAGUUGAUACUGUCAGCAAUAAAAUUGUCGAGCUCAUAGAAAUCAUGGCUGAAAAGAUGAGUCCCUCACUUCACAAGUUUUUGGUGGAAGGGGCUGAACUGUUGCACCAAAACAGCAUGAGCCUCGACAGGCUAAUUGACUACCUCGAGAAAAACUUUUCCACCCUUCACAGCCAGCUGAGUGAGGAAAAUUUCAAAAGGACUUUAGCUGUUGUUUGGGACAAUCUGACCAAGCAACUUCAGGAGCAAAUUGACAACAGUAUUGAGAAAAGGCGACCUCCCUCAUUUUUUGCCAACUUGUCUGAAGCACUGACAAUUCUGGAAGGAUUUUUCAAAUACGAUGAGACUGAAAUUGCAUCCUUGUGCGAAAAUUCUGAUCUUCUGGCAACUACGAAGGCGCGCCUCAAAAUGCACAGCCUUGAGACAUCUGAUCUAAUUCACUGCUAUCAUGUCAACAGGUAUGAAGAGCAGAAGUUGCUGACACACACUCCGUCCCAGAACUCUGAGCAAUGCUGUGGCCUUCUCACAAUCAAAUGCAUGUUUCAAGAUCAAUUUCUCAAAAUUGAAAUCCUCAAUGGCAGAAAUUUGAGACCCACCGAUUCUAAUGGUUAUUGUGAUUCCUAUGUGAAAGUGCACCUACUUCCCGAGGAAAAGUUUGCUGGUAUUGUUAAACCUAAAACUAAAGUGCACAAGAAAAAUUUAUUCCCACUCUACGAUGAGACUUUCUCAGUCCCCAUGUCUGAGCACGCACAGCGAACUGAAGACGCUCUCAUUCAUUUUGUGGUCAAAGACUACGAAAUGCUGAGCAGCAAUGAACUGGUAGGAGAAGCAUUCUUUCCCUUUUCCGAGGUGCGGUUCGACUCAGAUUUCCAAAAUGUUGCCCAGUUCCACUUACCUCUAACAAGGCCUUCUGCAGCUCUUGAGAACGAGGCUUUCAUAGCUUUGGACCACAGGCAAGGAGAUAAGAUGGCAAAGGAUUUUGUCAAGAAAGAGCGAGCUAGGGACUCUCGCUAAAGCUGCCAAUUGCACAUAAGCGUCAAAUUUUUCCCCAAAUUGUGAUUUUUACCAAUUAGGUUAGCUUUGUAAUUUGAUAAUUUGCCCAAAAUCCAAUGUAAAAGUUAAUUAAUAAUUCUCUUGUAAAAAGCUGAGAACAAAAUUCCUAUUUUGAAAAGCUAUUGUGUCUCAUCCAUAGAAGAAUAAAAAUUAUUCACUGUUGUGAGAGUCUGCUAGAAUA